Molecule: messenger RNA, 2226 nt
Organism: Thermothielavioides terrestris NRRL 8126
Lineage: Eukaryota; Fungi; Ascomycota; Sordariomycetes; Sordariales; Chaetomiaceae
Exons: 1
Coding region: 458-1834 (458 amino acids)
Source: RefSeq, a predicted model, not a curated record
CUGUGAACUGCUUUGCAUAUGCGCGCUACUGAGGGGUAGAGACAUCUGCGUUCCGGACUACCGUAAGACGUGUCUGUGUUGACGUCCUAGUUCCGCACUCCGCACACGGCUUGCACGCCCUCGCUCUCGACGCCCCCGCCCCGACGCAGGAAUCCAGUCGGCGCUUCUGUCUAUUUUUACCUUGACUGUGGCUGCCCGCCACCAUCGACAUCUGAGUAUUCAACCCGCCGAUCUUUUGCUGCCGAAUAGCCCACCGUGUGGCGCCCUGGCUGUGAACGUUGCUGUGGUGGCGCAGACUUGACCAGCAGCAUACACUACCCUCGUUGGACCCGUCCUUGGCAGCCGCCCACACUCAAUUACCUUCCGGACGCAGUUUCCCAAAUGUCCUUGCGGUAGAUCAACGGCCUCGGAGAGAAGCGAACCGCGCAGCCGAGAAAGGCGGCGACGAGAGCCGGACAUGUCGUUCCUUGUCGCCGUCCAGUCCGCCAUCUUCUACUUCCUCGCCUGCACACCAUGCCACGAAUUCCAUCACCAGCACAAAACGCGGCAGCAUGCCAAGAGGGAGAGGCAGAGGAAGGAGCGCAUCGUCAUGGAGCAGCCCCACCUAUACCGACAUCCGGAUCCGUUCCACACCAACCCUUACUGGGACGAGGAGAUCCGAAUGGGGCCGAGUCUGCCCAAGAAGAGGAGAGGGAGUGAAGGGAUCGCCAAGAGCCUCAGCCAGCGGCGUCUGACCGCGGCGAGCCGCGACGGCCGCCCGAGCAUCGGAACCGGGAGCAGCGUGGUGGUCAGCAUGUCCGAGCUGGGAUCGAUCGCCAGCCCGAGACCGUCCACCAGCCCAGCCAAUGCCCAGGGCCUGGCGAGCGCCCCGACCGUGGUUCCCGAGGAGGAACCGACGAGUCCAGCGCUCAGCAAGACAGCAUCCAUAUCCACCAAUGCCGACUGGAACCUGAAACGGUACCAACGCGAGGACGAGGAGUUGUGGGGCCACGAGUCGGCGUGGUCGGGCCGCCACAAGCUGAUGGACGCCAUCAAGCACGCCGGCACGACGGCCGGUCGCUACAUGGAGUCGAAGCUGGGGCUGGAAAAGCAGAUCACGGACGAGGACCGGUACAACUUUUACUUCACACCCAGGAACCCGCCCGUCAACGACUACCACCCGCCGGUCGUCAGCAGCAGGCCCGCGCACAAGGAUGCCCUCCGCUGGAUGCUCCAGCCGCCACCGCCGGCGAAGGUCAUGGAGGGCAAGGUGCCCGUCUCGAGGAGCGCGAGCACCAUGAGCGCGGCGUCUAGGAGAACCGUCUCCACCCGGGACGGAGGAUCGCUGGGGAGGUUGGUGGGCGAGAAGGCCGUCGAGGCUAGGAUACGAAGGGGUGAGACGCCCUUGGAUGACGCGCGGCGAUCGACGCCGUCGCUGCAGAAGUCGAGGUCGCGAGUCUCGACGGCGGCGAGGACCAGGAGCCGGCGCACGACGGCAACAAGCAGCUCUGCUACCGAGUCCGAGGAGGAAACCGAUGAGAUGAGCAGCAGAAAAAGACGGGUGAACCACCGGCCGCCCGGGGUGGAGGAGUCGGAAGACGAAGACGAGGGGAUAUACUUGUCCAAGAGCCCCAACACGCUGAGCAACGCCUCGUUAUCGACCCAUGCCGCUCAGAAGCCGAGGUUGCCCACUAUUCUUAGCUCGGGGCACGACGACAGAGCAUCGUCCAGCGUGGACAGCAGCGACACCGCACACCCGCUGCGCGAUAUCACUAACACGAGCUCCACACCCGACCUCGACAAGCUGGCUCAGCCAGCCAUACCUGUCGGCCCCGACGUGACGGUGCAUUCUUAGUUUUCCGGAACCAGUCUCCGUUCUCACACGUUUUCCUAUCUGUCCUCUCGGUUCAUUGUGUUUCACUUUCUUUUUCCUCGCAGCAUGGGACCCGGCGCAGCAUGUUGAUACGGCAAAGCAACUCGCAUUGAAAGGGGCUUGGGCUUAGGCUUGGGAGUCGGGUGGUUGGGCGCGGCGUUCGGAGCGGCUGUAUCCGCAAAAAUGGGAGGGCGCCUUGUGUCAUUUCAGACAGCAUGAUCAUUCCCUCUGUCCUUCUCAACCUGCUUCUUUGUUUUCCCAAUCGGCUUAGCACUCGGGCCCGAAUUGUCAUACAACCUGAGAUGCCUGCUGUGUGUUCCACCACACGGGGCUCCAUCAGUAUCAACAACGAAACAGAAGACUUCCUUACCGUG